AGUCCGCUAGGGUAAGGGCGGAGAUUGGGGAAGGCUUGCGCGGAUUGGCUGCACGCCGCCCCCCUUGUCAUCGCUCAGUUAUGCUUCAGGCGCUGGUUGGUUGGGGGUUGGAGGGCGCGCUGUGAUUGGCUGUUGCCUGGCAGCGGAGCGGUCCCGGCUCAUUCCGCUCUCAAUGGCGGCGGGGAGCGAUGAGGAGGAAGGCGGCGGGGAGGGUGAGAGCGAUCUACACCGACCGGGAGGGGGGAGGAGGAGCGCCGAGAGAGCCCUGGAGGAGGCGGCCCGGACCGGAGAACUCAACCUGAGCGGGAGGAGACUGAGGAGUAUACCCGAGAGGGGGCGGAGCUACGACCUCACCGACCUGACCCGAGCGGAUUUAUCGAAGAACCGUUUCGCUGAAGUCCCCGGUGAGCUGUGUCAGCUUGUGUCCCUGGAAUCCUUGAACCUCUAUCACAACUGCCUGCGUAGCCUUCCUGCCUGCAUCUCCAACCUACAGGCCCUCACCUACCUGAACAUAAGCCGAAACCUCCUCACCUCUCUACCUCCUUACCUCUGUCGUCUUCCUCUCACUGUUCUCAUCGCCAGUAAUAACAAGCUGAACUCCAUUCCGGAGGAGGUGGGCGCCAUGACCAACCUGCGGCAGCUG
Rana temporaria (common frog) is the source of this 643-nucleotide messenger RNA. Its product is annotated as leucine-rich repeat and calponin homology domain-containing protein 4-like. The annotation marks the transcript as partial. NCBI's taxonomy places the organism in Eukaryota, Metazoa, Chordata, Amphibia, Anura, Ranidae. The record is from RefSeq and is a predicted model, not a curated record. The transcript has 3 exons. Gene Ontology annotation, molecular function: protein binding.